GGAAGGAUGGGAUUAGCAGCAAUUAAGCAAAUACAAUGGGAUUUACCAUAGGGGUGUGCAUAACGGUAAACCAAAUUACGUGGGCUAACAUUUAACAAUAAAACGCAUCAAUCAUAAAAAAAGUUAGUUGCCAGAUAUAAAGCUUUCUUUGGCUAAUUCAUGUGCGGGAUUCUCUUUGCACUAUCACCAGGUGGGAUUGACGGACUCUCAUCUUCGUUUGUACCAUGUGUUCGUGAGCGCAUACGUGCUCGAGGUCCUGACGCGUUUGGCAAGUUUCAACACGAAGUCGCAGGUUGGAAUUUAGAAUAUGAAUCUAGCGUCUUACAUUUGAGAGGACCAUGUGAAAGUCCAACAAUUCAGCCACACGUGGAUGACGAUGGUAAUGUUCUAUGUUGGAACGGUGAAAUAUGGCAGAUGGGCGGUGAAGCAGGAUUCGAUUCUUUGCAGUGUUGCAAUGAGAAUGAUGGCUCCAAGCUUUUUAGAAUAUUAAAAGAAAAUGAUGAAGAUGUUGAAAGUGUCCUACGCUUAAUUCAAGGUCCUUUUGCUUUUGUUUACUAUCAGAAAUCUAAGAACACAUUGUGGUUUGGAAGGGACCGUCUUGGAAGACGCUCAUUGCUUUACCAUCAAGAACAAGAACGGUUUAUACUUGCUAGUGUUAGUCAUGGCAAGGAGUUUCAAGAAGUACCACCAGGAUUUUAUGCAUUCAAUUUACAAGAUAAUCAUCCUUCUACUCCUAUCCAUCCUUUUCCUUCUGCAUUUGUACCCUUCCACUUGUUACCCUUAAGCAUUGAAAUUCCUAUUUCCUCGAGUAUUGAAACCCCUCUAGAAACCUUCUAUGCCCAAUUAUCAGAAUCGCUUAAAGACAGGGUUCUUACUAUACCAAGCAGUAAUGAAAGUUAUAACAAUAUUCAACAAACAAAGAUUAUAACCCCCCGUCUGGCGGUGCUCUACUCUGGCGGUGUCGAUUGCGGAGUUAUAGCACGCAUAAUUCAUGACAUUCUUCCUCCAAAUGAACCGAUUGAUUUGAUCAAUGUCGCUUUCGAAAAUCCUAGAUUCAUGGAUACUUUCGUUAAUGCCGAUGCUGCUGAUUGUUUUACCUCUAUACCAGACCCAUACAAUGUUUGUCCCGAUAGACAAACAGGGUUACAGGGGUGGAGCGAACUAAUGAACGUAUGUCCAGGUCGUAUUUGGAAUUUCAUUGCUGUAAACGUGCCUUACUCGGAGGCUUUAAAAAACAAGGAUCUUGUUACAAGCUUAAUAUACCCUAAUGAUUCUAUCAUGGACUUUUCUAUUGGCUUAGCGUUCUAUUUCGCUUCCAAAGGAGAGGGCGUGUUACUACAAUCUUUUGAUGACAUACAAAAAAAUCACAGCUGCUCGCCUUACAAAACCCCUGCCAAGGUAUUGUUUAGUGGUUUAGGAGCCGACGAACAAUUAGGUGGAUAUAUGAGGCAUCUCAGAGCUUUUGAAAGAAGAGGAAUGGAAGGCCUAGAUGAGGAACUUAAGCUCGAUAUCGAGAGAAUUCCCCAUAGAAACCUUGGUCGGGAUGAUAGAGUUAUGUCAAACCAAGGAAAAGAAGUACGAUAUCCUUUUUUGGACGAAAGACUUAUGGCUCUGUUAAGUAAAAUGCCUACUUCUUCAAAAAUGCGAUUGGACUUAGUGGGAGGUGAUAAACUUAUUUUACGAGAAUUGGCCAGAAAAUUACAAACUCCUUUAGUCGGCCAAGAAAAAAAAAGAGCCAUUCAAUUUGGAUCAAAAGCUGCCAAAAUGGAAUCGGGAACUGGUCGCACUUCAGGAAAAAAGAAGUUGUAAUCCAUUAAUAUAGCAAUAUGGUAAAAUACAUUCAUUCAUAUUCCUUAACCUUGCG
Molecule: messenger RNA, 1864 nt
Organism: Schizosaccharomyces octosporus yFS286
Lineage: Eukaryota; Fungi; Ascomycota; Schizosaccharomycetes; Schizosaccharomycetales; Schizosaccharomycetaceae
Product: asparagine synthase
Exons: 2
Coding region: 160-1809 (549 amino acids)
Molecular function (GO): asparagine synthase (glutamine-hydrolyzing) activity
Source: RefSeq, a predicted model, not a curated record